Histoplasma mississippiense is the source of this 1497-nucleotide messenger RNA. RefSeq names its product GPI-anchored wall transfer protein 1. Gene Ontology annotation, biological process: GPI anchor biosynthetic process; protein localization to plasma membrane. Gene Ontology annotation, molecular function: glucosaminyl-phosphatidylinositol O-acyltransferase activity. The transcript has 3 exons. The record is from RefSeq and is a predicted model, not a curated record. NCBI's taxonomy places the organism in Eukaryota, Fungi, Ascomycota, Eurotiomycetes, Onygenales, Ajellomycetaceae. Gene Ontology annotation, cellular component: membrane; endoplasmic reticulum. The coding region runs from base 1 to 1497 and encodes 498 amino acids.
AUGUCGCGGACACCACAGACAUACAAAGAGCGAAAGGAGGCCUUUUACGUUGAGUUUGGUCGUGGGAUUUGGGCCGCGGUGCUCCUCUGGUCCGCUCUCCAGUCCCGCAAGUCUUUCUUCACCCCAUAUUUACCAGCAUCCUUAAUAACGGACUUCCUCCUUAAUGUCGUGGCAAUUCUCUUUGCGACAACCCUCUAUUCGUCCACCCCCAUUCUACUCAACAUCCUCCUUAUCUCCCCUUCCAUUUUCAUACUGCUGAGCCCAAAACGAAACCAGCCAACACAAAAAGCCAAACCCCCAACUACAUCCUUGAAUUCGUCAGAUGGUGCAGCAAAAAAUGCGAAAGCGACCUCAAAUAAACUCGAUCCUGUUCCGUUCCGCCCGUUUCUCACCUCAUACCGCGGCACGAUGAUGAUAGCAACAUGCACGGCCAUCCUUGCCGUUGACUUCGGCAUUUUCCCCCGACGAUUUGCCAAAGUAGAAAACUGGGGCACUUCGCUUAUGGACCUGGGAGUUGGAUCGUUUGUUUUCUCGGGGGGCGUAGUAUCCACUCGAUCCGUCCUGAAGAGCCAGGGUCCAUCUUCGUCCAACAAUGGAUCACUGCCAAAACGGCUCCUCGGUUCGGCCCGCCAUACUAUCCCACUUCUUGUCCUCGGUCUGGUCAGACUCUAUAGCGUGAAGGGGCUAGAUUAUGCAGAGCAUGUGACCGAAUAUGGCGUGCAUUGGAACUUUUUCUUCACGCUGGCGUUCUUGGGUCCCUUCGUGGAAAUUUUCCAUUCCUUGACGGCCAUCAUUCCUUCUUACGACGCGCUCUCCUCACUGAUUGGCAUUGGAUAUCAAGUUGUGCUCGAGUCAACAGAUUUAAAAAAGUAUAUUCUGGUCUCACCUCGAGGCCCGUCUCUCCUUUCGAAGAACCGUGAGGGGGUGUUCUCACUCUUGGGCUACCUGGCAAUCUUCCUCGCCGGACGCGCUACGGGUUUGAGAGUCAUGCCCCGAGAGACCUCGUCAUCCACCACCAAGACACCUUACCAGGCACGGAAGUCCCUUCUUAUCCGCCAAGCAAGCUGGUCAAUCGUCUGGACCGCUUUGUUUGCUUUCAAUUCUCUCCAUUUAUUUGGCUUCGGAGCGGGUAUUCCCGUUUCGAGACGGCUGGCAAACCUGCCGUAUGUCUUCUGGGUGGUCGCAUUUAACAACUGGCAGCUAUUCCUCUUCUGUUUUCUCGAGACGCUAUUCUUUCCGUCAGUGCACAAGGCGACUGACAAGCCGAGUGAGGAGGAGCGAAGCCGUUUUGCGACGAGCAGAAUUCUACAUGCGUUUAACAACAAUGGUUUAGCCAUUUUCUUAAUCGCGAAUCUCCUUACUGGUACGGUCAAUAUGGGGAUGAAUACAUUGGAUGCGGACAGAAACACCGCAAUGGCUGUAUUGGUUGGUUAUGCUGCUGUUUUAACGGGUAUAGCCCUGGCCAUGGACAAAUGGAAUUUGAAGUUGAAAUUAUAA